UAAAUUUUGGAAGUGACACCAUUGACAAUAUCGUGAAGUGUGCAUUUUUUCCGGGCGAGGGAGAUCGGUGUUUUGCGGAAGUUUAUGGCGGAACUCAACCGGCAAGCGAGAAUUUGCGUGACGAGAAUUGAGAAGGAAAUAUUCGGCGAUCGUUGUGGCUGCAAAUCCCAUGUGAUCCGCCGUUUUUUUUUUCGCGCGGAAAUAGCAGCGUUAUGGGCCUAAUUUCGGAUCCGCUUCUAUUCGCGGUUGCGUUGAUCGACACGGGCUCCGUUUUGUUUCUCCUCGUGUAUUAUAUCAUAACAUUGUCAGAUCUCGAAUGUGAUUACUUGAAUGCGCAAGAAUGUUGUUCAAAAUUGAAUAUGGGAGUGUUGCCAAAAUUAAUAUCACAUACAUUUUUGGUAUUUCUCUUGUUGAUACACGGACAAUUAAUAUUAACACUGGUAAACAUACCAAUGACGGUAUGGUUGUUUUAUGAAUAUUUUGGUGUUCCCAGUGGUAAUAUGGGCGUUUAUGAUCCUACAGAGAUUCACAAUCGUAGCCAAUUGAAAAGAUACACGCGCGAUUGUAUGAUACAUCUUGGAUAUUGCCUCGUAUUCUUUUUUAUUUAUCUUUAUUGCAUGAUUGUGGCAUUGCUCAAAGGAGAUCCCAUCAAUAGAAGCGACGAGACUAUAAUAGAUUUAUAAAAAGAUUAAGGCGUCAUAUAAAGAAUCCUUUUUAUGUCUUGUUUGUUUUUCUUUCUUUUUUUUUUAAUAGGAAUCUAUAUAAGAAUAUUUUAAUUCUAUUAUAUGUUUGCACACAUACACACAGCACAUACUUCAUAUUCUCUACACUAACAAUAAGUUAGCGAUUUUCCUUUUUUUUAAUCAUAUUCAUUGUUUGACUAUCUUGGGGAACAUAUAUUGUUCUAUAAUUGUUGUAAUUUAUGGUUCUUAUUUAUUUCCAGCUAGAAAUAGAUAACUUGAAAAUAAAUAUUUUUUAUUUUGUCUAUUCUAAUACUUUUGAUAUUUCCUCUAAUUUGAAGGCCUUACAUUGUUAUACUAAUGAAGUAAAUGGGAACUAUAUAAGUAUCAAAUAAAUACCAAAUAUAUCAUUGUAUCCAUCACACUACUGCUUGCAUAUGUAACUUACAUAAAUAAUUGUAAGUUUCUAGUCGUAAAAACGUAAGCAGAAGUCUGUGUUAUAACAGAUUGUGUUUAUAAGAAUAACAAUAUAUAAUUGUAAUAUUUUAAU
Messenger RNA from Camponotus floridanus (Florida carpenter ant), 1230 nucleotides. It is a transcript of the gene cnir, whose product is annotated as protein cornichon homolog 4. The transcript has 4 exons. NCBI's taxonomy places the organism in Eukaryota, Metazoa, Arthropoda, Insecta, Hymenoptera, Formicidae. Gene Ontology annotation, cellular component: COPII-coated ER to Golgi transport vesicle; endoplasmic reticulum membrane. Gene Ontology annotation, biological process: endoplasmic reticulum to Golgi vesicle-mediated transport. The record is from RefSeq and is a predicted model, not a curated record. The coding region runs from base 213 to 683 and encodes 156 amino acids.